Caenorhabditis remanei is the source of this 846-nucleotide messenger RNA. RefSeq lists its product as uncharacterized. Gene Ontology annotation, biological process: fatty acid beta-oxidation. The transcript has 3 exons. Lineage: Eukaryota; Metazoa; Nematoda; Chromadorea; Rhabditida; Rhabditidae. Gene Ontology annotation, cellular component: mitochondrion. The coding region runs from base 1 to 846 and encodes 281 amino acids. The record is from RefSeq and is a predicted model, not a curated record. Gene Ontology annotation, molecular function: (3S)-3-hydroxyacyl-CoA dehydrogenase (NAD+) activity; NAD+ binding.
AUGGGUUCUGGAAUCGCGCAAGUUUCAGCAAGCAGCGGACUCAAUGUGGUUUUGUCCGAUGUUAAACAAGAUUCGCUGGACAAAGCGAUGAAAUCAAUUAACAAAAGCUUAACAAGAAUUGCAAAGAAACAGAACGGAAGUGAUAAGGAAAAGGCAGAUUAUGUUACACUGACAAUGUCUCGUAUCAAAACCAGCACAAAUGUUUCAACAGCAGUUACUGAUGCCGAUUUAGUUAUCGAAGCAGCGAUCGAAAAUAUCGAAUUGAAGCGUGGUCUUUUCGCUCAAAUCGAACAGUCGGCUAAGAAAGAUGCCAUUCUUACAACCAAUACGUCUUCAUUGUCUCUCGAGGAUAUUGCUAAGGGCCUCGAUGAUAAAACUCGGUUCGGUGGUCUUCAUUUUUUCAAUCCAGUCCCUGUUAUGAAACUACUCGAGGUUAUUCGCUCGGAUCACACGUCUGAUGAAACGUUUGCCACUCUAAUCAAAUAUGGAACAGCAAUCGGAAAAACUACAGUUGCCUGCAAAGACAGUCCAGGAUUUAUCGUGAAUCGUUUGCUAAUUCCGUAUCUGUUCCAAGCUAUCAAGAUGUACGAGAGGGAGGAUGCAUCAAUGACGGACAUUGAUGCGGCGAUGAAACUAGGAGCAAGUCAUCCAAUGGGACCUUUCGAGUUGGCUGAUUACGUUGGUCUUGAUACGUGUAAAUUCAUCAUGGAUGGGUGGGCAGCUAAGUACCCGGACAAUCCAGCAUUUGCAGCGAGUCCACUGCUCGAUGCACUUGUUGCCGAGGGAAAACUCGGCAGAAAAACUAAGGAAGGGUUCUAUUCGUACAAGAAUACAAACAAACAAUGA